GCAGCAGCAGGAGCAGCAGGAGGAGCAGCAGCAGGAGCAGGAGCAGCAGGAUCAGCAGCAGGAGCAGGAGCAGCAGGAGCCGACGCCACCACCAUGAGCGUGAUCGACUACGUGCGGGAGAUGCACGCUGCGGGCCUGCACUCGAACGUGCGGCUCAUGAGCAGCCUGCUCAUCACGUUCAGCGACAACAACCCCGAGCUGCUGUCCCCCGGCGCGCACUACCAACUGCUGGUGUACCACGCGGACGCGCUGCACGCCGAGCGCGAAUUCCGCAAGGCGGAGGCCACCUACCGCCAGGCGCUGCAGCAGAAGAAGUUCCUCGGCAAGUGUGUACGGGUUCGAUCCGGGGCCGCAGCUCCCCCACCGCCACAGGGGCUUCCGUCAGAGCUGGAGGUGAAAUACAAGCUGGCCGAUUGCUACAUGAACCUGCGUCAAGAUAAGGACGCCAUCGCCGUGCUGGACACGGUGCCUGCCAAGCAGCGCACGCCCAAGAUCAACAUGACCCUCGCGGGGCUCUAUCGCAAGACCGGGCAGGAGCGGUCGGCCAUCACCUGCUACAAGGAGGUGCUGCGGCAGUGUCCAUUAGCCCUGGAGGCCAUCCUGGGCCUGCUGUCGCUGUCGGUGAAGGGCGCGGAGGUGGCGUCGCUCACGGUCAACACGCUGCAGGCCAUGCCCUCGCUCGAGUGGCUCUCCAUGUGGAUCAAGGCGUACGCGUUCGCCUACGCGCGCGACUACCCGCGAGCCAUCACCACCUUCUGCUCUCUGGACAAGCGCAUGCUCCUCAAGGACAACGUGGAUCUGCUCACGAGCCUGGCGCGCACGUACUUCCGCAGUGGAGACAAGAAGAACGCCAUCGCGCGAUUCCAACAAGCGCAGAUCCUCGACCCGUACCUCAUCAAAAGCUUAGACCUCUAUGGGUACCUCCUGGCCAAGGAACGUCGCUUGGAGGAGCUGGAGAAGCUGGGAGUGAGACUCUUCGGCAUCUCGGACCAGCAGGCGGAGCCCUGGGUCGUCAUGGGCUACUACUGCUACAAGACGAAGAAGCACACGCGCGCCGUGUACCUGGCAGCAAAGGCGAUCCAGCUCAACGGGGGCUGCGUGCAGGCGCUGCUGCUCAAAGGCUCCGCGCUGCGCGCCAUGGGCAAGCUGCACGAGGCCGUGCUGCAUUUCCGCGAGGCUCAGCGGCUCGCGCCCAACCGCCUCGACUGCUACGAGGGCCUGGUGGAGUGCUACCUGUCACUGCAGCGCACGCGCGACGCGCUCAACCUGGCGAACGCGGCGUGCAAGGCGCUGGGCUGCACGGCGCCCGUGCUCACCAUGUACGCCUGCGUGUGGCUGCACGAGGCCAGCGGCACCGACAAGGCCCACGGACUCAUCGACCGCGCGCUUGCUCAGCAGCCGGAUCUCAUCAAGGCGGUCAUCAUGAAGGCCGAGCUGCUGCGUCGAGAUCAGAAGUGUGAAGAGGCCAUGGCGCUGGUGAGAGCGGCACUGACGAACCGCAGCGUGGGAAUCUUACACCGCAUCCUCGGGGACUUCUUGGCGGCCAUCAACAACACACAGGAAGCCAUGGACCAGUACAGCAUCGCACUGAGCCUGGAUCGGAGUGACAGCAGGGCACUGGAGGGGAUGCAGCGGCUGGAGCGGGAGGAGGGGGGCGGCGGCGCGGAGGGGGUGUCGGGGGAGGACGACGGGGACGACGUGGAGGGGAUCAGCGGGGAGGACGGCGAGGGGGAGCUCGAGGUCAGCGACACCGAGACGGCGCCCUGGGCCGAGCACGAGCAGUGGUUCGGCAUGCAGUGACACGCGAUAAUGAGAGGCCCCUUUCCGAAAGCGGAGCUUGGAGUGAGAGAGCACGCGGGGAAACGCGCUCGACAUUCGGUGCAGCCAUCGACGACCGCUUUGCGGCGUCGUCGUCGUCGGCGGCAUGUAAUUCGCGGUGGCGUUCUUCACUUGACGUGAAAACGGUGGGCGCUGUGGUCACCGACCUCGACCACUCGGCGGGCUUCGGGGAGAGGUUGAACCGUCGUCGGUUCUUAUACGAAGUGACCCUGCGGAUGGGGUGGGUUUGGGGGGGGGGGGAAAUAUGCUGCGGAGUUGUGACGCUUAACCGGGGGCGGGAUCACUGUAAUUGCUCUGCAGUGUUGUCACCUUUCCUGUCGAGAUAUGAGUGCACUUUAAAAACCAACCCUCGGGGCCAUCGGCAACGUCCGUUGUGGGCGCGAUGGAUAAUAAACAUUUGAGAAUCGCGGCUGUACUGCCACGGAGAUCGCCGCAUUCUCCGGGAUGGAUUAUAAGACGCUCCAGAUGAAAGUCAGACGCAACGCCCGACUAUUAUUAACCGGGCGUCAAUGAAAUUGGACACAUCUGAUCAUGCGCAUGCGUAGGAUGCACCCACCUCCCCUCGCCGCCAAGAUUUGCACGAAAACACGGGGAGGGUGGUGGUGGGGUGGGGGAGGAAAUGUGUGUGUGUUGUAAUCCGGAGAAUGUGGCGAAAAGGGUAAACUGAACGGCUGGCCAAUCGUGCCGAUCGCAUCCAAAUUGAAACGCACCACUUAUUGGGAGCGAUGGCUUAGGGGGUUUAAAAAACGCCCUCCUUCCUCACUCGCUCGCUCUCUCUCCCCACCCCUGCCCAUCGGAUCAAAGUGUCGCACGCACGCACACGAAGAAGCUGUGCGGGGGUUUCUGUUUUUUUUUUACAAAAAGGAAGUGCGGAGUGCUGCCUUGUUACCGUGCUGUUUUCUUCGUGUCGUUUGAAACCCUGGCCGGUCGCUGCGCCGUUUGUUGCAUCUGAAACCGCGAGUUACACGUUGGUAUACUGAAAUUAAUGUCCGUGUAAUAAAUUCCUUUUUAUCGCUU
This is a messenger RNA of Petromyzon marinus (sea lamprey), 2856 nucleotides long. It is a transcript of the gene ANAPC7, whose product is annotated as anaphase promoting complex subunit 7. The record is from RefSeq and is a predicted model, not a curated record. Gene Ontology annotation, molecular function: protein binding. Lineage: Eukaryota; Metazoa; Chordata; Hyperoartia; Petromyzontiformes; Petromyzontidae. Gene Ontology annotation, cellular component: anaphase-promoting complex. Gene Ontology annotation, biological process: protein ubiquitination; cell division; positive regulation of mitotic metaphase/anaphase transition.